CUAUUCACAUAAUCAGACAGACUUCGCCUACUACAGAGGUUGGAGAGAAGGCGUCUUCAGAAGUCCCAGUCAUGUCAGGGACACUGACACGUUUUAAAAGGUGACUCUCAGUCAAAGAGAAGUGCUCGUCCUAACCGUAGCCUUGCCUACAGGCUACGUGAAAGACCACAACUCCUUUAUAAGCGAACUUUACUUCCGAGCACCGGCGAAAUGAAGACUGUCGGCGCUUGUUGUCGGUUAGUUGGUCCACUACAAAAACAUGUUUAUGUGAUCCUUACUUUACCGAUCUUUUGCACAGCCUUUACAUUUUUCGUGGAUGUGUUUACGUUACACAUUACGCCUUGCAGUGAGACUAUAGCGAAGUCUUUGAACCACAGAGUGGACAUUAAUAUUUCCAACACCACAGCAAGUCGGACGGAGAAUCACAGCGACUUCACGAGUGAUGUCAUGUGUCAAGAAGCAAAUCAUUUUUCUCAUGGGAAAGCGACAUACAUGACGGGUUUGCUUAUCGGCUCUUUAUUCGGUGGUGCUGUAUCUGACAGGUAUGGAAAGAAAUUACUACUCAUUUGCUGCUCAGCGGUCCAUGCAGUCGCCACUCUGAUAGUGGCAUUUCUGCCGUAUGUACCCGUGUACCUGGCGGUCCGUGGCAUCAGUGGUGCAGCCUGUUGUGCCAUUCACAUCUGCACCUACAGUUUAGGGGUUGAAUGGAGCCUGCCCAAGUAUCGCAUCUGGCCUCCCACCCUGUUUUCUUUCAUCUUCAGUCUGGGAAUGAUGGGAUUGGCUGGCGUAGCUUUCUUGACCAGUGACUGGAUGCAGUUUUAUCUAGCACUGGGCAUCCCUCAGAUCCUCUUUCUGCCUCUUUAUUUCUUUCUCCCGGAAUCUCCUAAAUGGCUGCUUCUUAAUAAGAGGAUGAAAACACUAGAGGGCUAUCAGAAUAGAAGUCCGGAGGACAAGCACUACUUGGAUCUUCUUUUGGAGUCUGUCGACUCUGAGAAGCAGAUGUCACUCACAGAGAAGACCGAAGACCAAAAAACAGAGUCUAAUUUCACCAACUUUACAUCACAUACUAUACUGCUGCGCCUGUUUAUCAUGAGUUACAUUGGUUUUGCAUCUGCUCUCACGUAUUACGGGAUCUGCUACAGUGUGGGAAGUUUUGGUGUAAAUAUCUAUCUGGCACAGUUUUUCUCUGGACUAUCAGAGAGUCCCUCUUUGCUGCUUCCAUUUCUGUUGAAGCGAUGGGGCCGUAGGCCGUUCAGCAUGGGCACGCUGUUCCUUAGUGGCAUUUCCUGUAUGCUGUCUCUCCUCGUUUCCAAGUUAUGCGACAUGCCUGCCCUUGUUAUGACCCUGGCACUGAUGGGCAAGCUGUGUAUGCAGUCUACCACCUGUGUCUCUAUGCUCUAUGGGAUUGAGCUGUUCCCAACUGUAAUAAGGCAGAAGUGUGUCGGCUUGGUUAGUCUUUGUUACCGAUCGGCCUGCAUUAUAAAUGCGGUGUUGACCCCUGAGGGCGAGAUCCCUCUGCCAGCUAUGAUCUGUUACAGCGGUGGGCCGAUCAUUGGUGCGGCCCUGUGCCUGUUUCUCCCAGAGACCAGUGGCAUCCCUUUACCAGACACAGUACAGGACUGUGAGAAACAGCCCAGACUGAAGCUCUCAUGCUCUGCACGUUUGCCCAUGAAGCAUAAAAAGGAGUCCGAUGCUUCUUUUGUCAAGGAGACGGACAUGAAGAACCAAACAGAAUGCAGCCUCCUUUCAGCAUAGUCAACAAGUGCACACUGUUUCCUGUCAUAGCAGAAAUAUUGACAUGUUCAUAUUAUUUAAAAUGUCUUUUAAUGCCUUUUUUUAUAUCAAUUUAGUAAAAUGUGAGUGUCUAUGCUCAGGAGGUCAGCAUUUUAGAAGGUUAUUUUUUAAAGGAAUUCUACUGUGUAAUGGCUUUUGCUACUGUGAAAUGCUUCAAUAAUGAACUUUACUUUUGGAUGAUGAUCCUGGAACAUCUGCCAAAAACACACGUUAUAAUGGAAUCAUUCGAUGCUGCUAUAGGAUUGAUACAUGCACAAUUUGUCUUUAUAGAGCUCAAAAACCACACACAUUUUUAUACAUAUUCUCCUUUGAGUGUAAAGUCUUUGUUUUGUAAAGCCUUAUUGACAAAUUUACAGAAUUGAUUUCUCUUUUGCUCUUGGAUCUUGGAAGAUAUUGCUCCUGGAAAAGUAAAAUGUUUACCUUCACAAAAACACUUGGGGACAAAGUCUGUAAUUCUUAAACAAGUUUUGCAAUGAAGUACAGUUGGUUAAAUCAUUGUUUUGAAGAGCUUGCAUAUAUACUGUACCAUGCAACAAUAAUGACCAUGUUUGUGCGUGACCAAGUCUUCAACUCCAGAUUUAAUGUGCACAUUUCUGAUUUUAUUAAUUAUGGUUCGUGAACAUCCAUGGAAACAUCCAUUGCACAAAGGGUCCUUUAGAUUAUUAAAAUGAUCCUCACAAA
Messenger RNA from Pimephales promelas (fathead minnow), 2475 nucleotides. RefSeq names its product solute carrier family 22 member 6. Gene Ontology annotation, molecular function: transmembrane transporter activity. Gene Ontology annotation, biological process: transmembrane transport. Lineage: Eukaryota; Metazoa; Chordata; Actinopteri; Cypriniformes; Leuciscidae. Gene Ontology annotation, cellular component: membrane. The record is from RefSeq and is a predicted model, not a curated record.